Musa acuminata AAA Group (dessert banana) is the source of this 788-nucleotide messenger RNA. Its product is annotated as late embryogenesis abundant protein At1g64065-like. The transcript has a single exon. NCBI's taxonomy places the organism in Eukaryota, Viridiplantae, Streptophyta, Magnoliopsida, Zingiberales, Musaceae. The record is from RefSeq and is a predicted model, not a curated record. Bases 1 to 687 code for a protein of 228 amino acids.
AUGGCAGGAAAGGAGGAGAAGCAGGCGAAGCCGCUCGCCAUGUCGUCGCCAUCCGUCGGCGCCGACGAGGAGGCCGCCACCAGGUGGCGCUCGAUCCGGUACCUCCGCAAGCGCCGCUACGCUUUGUGGUGCUGCGGCUGCUGCGGUGCGGCCGUCGUGGUCCUCGGCAUCACCAUCCUCAUCCUCUCCCUCACCGUGUUCAAGGUGAAGGACCCCACCCUCACCAUGAACUCCCUCACCGUCGACGGCGUCAACUUCGACGUAGGCCCGUUCGACGACCUGGUGCAGCUGAACGCCACACUCGUCGCCGACAUCUCCAUCAAAAACCCGAACGUCGCUUCCUUCCGGUUCGACAACAGCACGACGGACUUCUACUACGAGGGGGAGACGGUCGGGGUGGCGUACGCGCCGGCAGGGAAGGUGUCGGCCCACCGGACGGUGCGAAUGAACGUGACGGUGGACGUGCUCACCAACCGGGUGGUGAGGCAGAUGAACAUCACGGCCGACACACUAACUUCCGGCACGCAGCUGAACCUGACGAGCUUCACGGAUAUAAACGGGAGAGUGAACGUGCUAGGCGUGUACAAGCGUGACAUCGAGGUAACGAUGAACUGCAGCAUGACGCUGGAGGUGUCGGCUACGCAUCAGGCAAUUCAAAGCACCGACUGCUCUGCUAAUGUCAAGUGAAAUGAAGCCGGUGUUCCUCCUUCAUGUCGUCAGUAAAAAAUGGUGUCACAUUACAUGAGUCCCUUUUUUUUUAUGCUAUAAAUCGCCUUUUGGUUGCUUCA